This is a messenger RNA of Malania oleifera, 3903 nucleotides long. RefSeq names its product pentatricopeptide repeat-containing protein At1g20230. The transcript is spliced from 4 exons. The record is from RefSeq and is a predicted model, not a curated record. Gene Ontology annotation, biological process: RNA modification. Gene Ontology annotation, molecular function: protein binding; zinc ion binding; RNA binding. Bases 1 to 2271 code for a protein of 756 amino acids. Lineage: Eukaryota; Viridiplantae; Streptophyta; Magnoliopsida; Santalales; Ximeniaceae.
AUGACGCAGCAAGGUCUCCCUGCAUUCCGCAGUUUCAACCAUGCCAUUUUCCAGACCCUCAAUUCCACUGCAGCUUCUCUAACGCAUGCGCAGCAAGCUCAUGGCCUCCUGCUCAAAACCGGUCAAUCCAACGAAACCCGUCUCGCCACCAAGCUUCUCUCCAUCUACGCCGGUCAUCUCUGCAUUUCCGAUGCAACCCUCGUUUUUGAUUCGAUCCCACAACCCAGUGUGUUCUCAUUCUCUACUCUCAUCCAUGCCCUUUCGAAGCUCAAUCGUUCCGAUAGCGUCCUCCGACUGUUUUCUCGAAUGAUAUCACAAGGCCUUUUGCCCGAUAGCUACGUGCUACCCAGUGCCGUCAAAGCUUGCGCAGGUUUAUCGGCGCUGAAAACCGGACGAGUGGUCCACGGCUUUGCUUCGACAUCUGGUUUUGCUUCAGAUUCAUUUGUUCAUUCCUCCUUUGUUCAUAUGUAUCUAAAGUGCGGUCAGUUAGGAGACGCCCGCAUGAUGUUUGACAAAAUGCCCCAACCAGACGUGGUUACUUGGAGUGCUUUGGUUGCAGGUUAUGCUCGUUGUGGGUUCGCAGAUAAAGCGAAGGAGUUAUUUUUUGAAAUGAGAAAUUUGGGGAUUGAGGCCAAUUCGGUAUCCUGGAAUGGGAUGAUUGCUGGGUUCAGUCAUAGUGGGUUACAUUUAGAGGCGGUUCUUAUGUUGCAGAAGAUGCAUUUACAGGGACCGAGUCCCGAUGGGACAAGCAUUUCUAGUGUUUUAUCUGCAGUAGGGAGCUUGGAAGAUUUGGAUUUGGGUGUUCAGAUACAUGGGUAUGUCAUCAAGCAGGGUCUUGCAUUGGACAAGUGUGUUGUUAGUGCACUUAUUGAUAUGUAUGGGAAGUGUGCUUGCACAUCUGAGAUGUUGCCAGUGUUUGAUGAAAUGAAAGAAAUGGAUGUAGGUUCUUGCAAUGCCUUGGUAGCAGGGCUCUCACGAAAUGGUCUGGUUGAGGAUGCAAUAAGGGUCUUUGCACAAUUCAAGGGCCAAGAUGUGGAAUUGAAUGUUGUGUCUUGGACGUCAAUGAUUGCUUGUUGCUCCCAAAAUGGGAGAGAUGCUGUUGCUUUGGAUAUCUUCAGAGAAAUGCAGGUUGCAGGUGUGAAGCCAAACUCUGUAACAAUCCCUAGCCUACUACCAGCUUGUGGCAGUAUUGCAGCGCUAAUGCAUGGGAAGGCGACCCAUUGCUUCUCUCUUCGAAGGGGAAUAUCUGAUGAUGUUUAUGUAGGCAGUGCAUUAAUUGAUAUGUAUGCAAAGUGCGGAAAAAUCCAAGCAUCACAGCUUUGUUUUAGUGGGAUGCCUAUUAAAAACUUGGUUUGUUGGAAUGCAAUUAUGAGUGGAUAUGCAAUGCAUGGAAGGGCUAAGGAGGUUUUGGAGAUUUUCCAUUUGAUGCGGAAAAGUGACCAGGAGCCUGAUUUUAUCAGCUUCACUUGCGUGUUAUCUGCGUGUAGCCAUGGUGGCUUAACAGAACAAGGAUGGUAUUAUUUUAAGGUCAUGUCCCAAGAGCAUGGGAUUGAAGCUAGGAUGGAGCAUUAUGCUUGUAUGGUGACGCUUCUAGGUCGUGCAGGAAAACUUGAGGAGGCUUAUUCCAUGAUCAAGAAAAUGCCAUUUAAACCUGAUGCUUGUGUUUGGGGUUCUUUGCUUAGUUCUUGUUUGGUUCACAAAAAUGUGAGUUUGGGCGAGACUGCUGCUGAAGAACUGUUUGAGUUAGAACCAGGGAAUCCCGGAAACUACAUUCUUCUGUCCAAUAUAUAUGCGUCUAAGGGCAUGUGGAAUGCUGUAGAUAGAGUAAGGGAUGCGAUGAAGGGGAUGGGCUUGAAAAAGAACCCUGGUUGCAGCUGGAUUGAGAUCAAGAACAAGGUCCAUGUUCUUCUAGCUGGAGACAAAGCCCAUCCUCAAAUGACCCAAAUAAUUGAGAAGUUGUAUAAAUUGAGCAUGGAGAUGAAGAAAGCAGGUUACUAUCCAAUUUCUGACGUUGUGCUGCAAGAUGUUGAGGAACAGGACAAGGAGCAAAUCCUGUGUGGGCACAGUGAGAAGUUAGCAGUUGUGCUUGGGCUUCUGAACACUAGUCCAGGGUCUCCACUCCGAGUUAUUAAGAAUCUUAGAAUCUGUGGUGACUGCCAUGCUGUUAUAAAAUUUAUAUCUAGCUUUGAAGGGAGGGAAAUUUUUGUCAGAGACACAAACCGCUUUCAUCAUUUUAAAGACGGAGAAUGUUCUUGUGCGGAUUAUUGGUGAUUUACAUUAAAUGGUAUAGUGGGGAAAAGCCCCCGGCCAGUGUUCUUCAAAAUAUGGAAGCCAAAUUAGCCAAUGCAUGCCAGUCCUACCUGGAAAGUCCAAUGGGGAAGAACAAGGUGGAGACUUCAAUAAAAUGGUACCACUGCAAGCCUGAAGGUGAGGGAAAUAAACUGUUCCGUUAGAAGAAGGAUGACCACUUGAUCAAGUUUCCUUAUAAAGGCAUGAGGAGCUUGUGUUGGACCAUUUACUUGUCAAUAGCUUGGAUUUUCAAAAGAUUUUCUUCUUCUGGUUAGGAGCAAUUGCAGAGAAGUUCCAAUUUUAACAGUUCUCUUGUUGAAGAAUCAUUUGGAGCUAAAUCAGAGGGAUUAAGGUAAAAUGGUUUUUGGGGUUGAGCUGGAUUUAAAGUUUAACUUGGUGAUGUGGCAGUGAUUGAUGAAGCAGUAGGCGAACUAGAGCAGAUGUAAAUUCCAAUGCUCAGUUCAGCUCAACUCAACACAAAUUUUUUGUGAAUUGCUCCUUGUUGGCUGCAUAAGUACCCAUACAUAACAAAUGCUGGAAGAUAAGGCUUUUCUCCUCCUUUUUUUUUCGCCUCUUUUUUUUCCCCACCUUAUCCCUGUUUGGGAAGUUUUUCUUGGAAUUGAGAUGAUGUAGUCCUUAGCAGAAACAAGAGGGUAAAAUAUAGAUUUCUGAGAAAAGUCAACGCUGGGAUUUAAAGCAUGUGAAGUAAAUGAAGCUCCUGAAUUCUGAAAGCGAGAUUAUGUUCUGAGAUUUAGUUUCCGGAAUGUAUCACUUAGUUUAAAUUUGGUUAGCGGAAUGAAUAGGGUGGAAUUGGACGAAAAUAUAAUAAAAAUUGUGUAGGAAUUAUUAAUUUCGGAAAAAGUCACUAGUGCAAAAGCUUGUGUUGUUCCAUCUUAGCACGGAAUAGGAUAGGGAUUAACAUUCCGAUGUGAAAUUUGGAAACACUUGUUCAUUGACUAUUUUAUGUUGUGGAUUUAAUAGAAUUUUUUGUAUUGACAAUUACUUUGUGGUGUCAAUACAUCUCCCUUUGUGAGCUAUCAAAUCCUCAUAUUUUAUCCCUAACAAUCGACAUUCCAUGAGCUGAAACCUAAUCUUAGGAAUUUGAGUAGAAACCCUAGAAAGAAAUCAAAACGUGGAUGACAUUGGAAAGGUAAAAUCUUUUAAGGAAAACAGACAAUGAAAAGGCAGCAAUGGCUGAUUAAUUUAAUUUUUUUGCUUGAGCAUGUUUUCUUCAUGCAGCAGUUUACAGUUUGCCAAGGUAUCAUUUAUUUGUAUUUUUUUUUUUUUUUGACAUUACCAUCUUUUUAUGUUUUCCUUUGUUACCAGCGUAGGUAUCUUGCGCUCCCCAUUCCGAGCACCUGCUGAAAAUGGAGGAGAGGUUAGAUAUACCGGCGAAGGGAUUGCUGAUGCUGGUUUCAUUGGAGUAUUUGCUUUAGAAAUCACUUGUUGUAGAUGUUGGGAGGGGAUUUUCUAAUUAUAUUAGAACAUAUUGUGGGUAUAUUAUGUAUCAUAAGAUCCCAAAGCAGAACAUUGAAACUGCCUCUGGUAUCGAUUUGGGUUUGAAAGGAACCAACUUUCCUUGAAUAAUUUAUUUAUGCUAUUGGCUUUGUGCAA